Messenger RNA from Macrobrachium nipponense, 693 nucleotides. Its product is annotated as galactosylgalactosylxylosylprotein 3-beta-glucuronosyltransferase S-like. Bases 1 to 693 code for a protein of 230 amino acids. The record is from RefSeq and is a predicted model, not a curated record. Gene Ontology annotation, biological process: carbohydrate metabolic process; chondroitin sulfate proteoglycan biosynthetic process. The transcript is spliced from 6 exons. NCBI's taxonomy places the organism in Eukaryota, Metazoa, Arthropoda, Malacostraca, Decapoda, Palaemonidae. Gene Ontology annotation, molecular function: galactosylgalactosylxylosylprotein 3-beta-glucuronosyltransferase activity. Gene Ontology annotation, cellular component: Golgi membrane.
AUGGAAGAUCUUUCACACAGGCAGUUGAUCCCUGGUCCUCAUUUCCUGUCGAGAGCAGCCAGAUUUGCUGAGCUGCAGCACCAGAGAAUGAUCUACGUGAUAACUCCGACAUACCCAAGGGUCAACCAAAUACCCGAAAUGACCAGAUUGGCACAGACACUGAUGCUUGUUCCGGACGUCCACUGGAUCGUAGCUGAGGAUAAUGUGGAGGAGAAUAUUCAGCUUGUGGAGUACCUCAUUUCUACUGGAUUGCCCUACACUUAUUUGAAGAGUCCCAUGCCAAGACAAAUGAACCGAUGGAAGAUGCCGCCGGUCGGAGUGUCGGGCAGACGCGCUGGUUUGGCAUGGAUUCGAGCGAAUGUCAAAACCGGAGUUGUUUAUUUCGCUGACGAUGAUAACACGUACGAUUACCGAAUCUUUGAAGAGAUUCGCUCCACCCAAGCAGUAUCAAUGUUCCCGGCUGGAUUUGUGACGAGACUUCAGUUAUCGACUCCCAUACUGAAGAAUGGGAAGUUCGCCGGGUGGUACGACGGCUGGAUCGCCGACAGAAAAUACCCGGUCGAUAUGGCGACAUUUGCCUUCUCCAUAGAGCUGUUGCUUAAGCUCCGUAUCAAACUCUGCUCUUGUAAGAUCUGUUCCAGAUCAUUAUCUGCUCUUGUAAGAUCUGUUCCAGAUCAUUAUCUGCUCUUGUAA